Hibiscus syriacus is the source of this 315-nucleotide messenger RNA. RefSeq lists its product as uncharacterized. The coding region runs from base 1 to 315 and encodes 104 amino acids. Gene Ontology annotation, molecular function: nucleic acid binding; RNA-DNA hybrid ribonuclease activity. The record is from RefSeq and is a predicted model, not a curated record. The transcript has a single exon. NCBI's taxonomy places the organism in Eukaryota, Viridiplantae, Streptophyta, Magnoliopsida, Malvales, Malvaceae.
AUGGACGUGCUUACUCUAGCUUGGGGAAGUGGUGCUAGAGGGUUUGAAGCUGAAACCGAUAACAGCGAAGCUGUACGCAUCCUCAAGGCCCCUUCCCAACCAAAUGAGGUGGCCAUUGUUCGAAGAAUCCAUGCACUUAUGAGUCUGCAAUGGGAAGUAAAUUUAUUCUAUGUCGGCCGUGAAAGAAACUCUUUAACCGACUAUCUUGCCAGCUUAGGUCGGUUUGAGAAUCCAGGAAUACACGUACUGACGAACCCUCCUCCUAGAGUGCAUGAGUUUCUCGAAAAAGAUUUGUUGACAAGAGUGUCUAGAUAA